AUGGAAGAGGCUGAGGAAAUGGACCAAAUCUGCUUUUCCGGGCUGGAGGGCAGCGCGCUUCACCACUGCGCCGUAAGAGACGAUAAGAAGAAUCAUGCCGUUGUGGUCAUGCAGAAGGAUCAGACCUUGUGUUUCCGUGGUAAGUGCUUCCUGACGUGCCUUUACGGCCGUGUGGAGGUGAUGGGCUUUACCAUAGAAGAGGGUCAGCAGCCAUACCCGCUCUUCUCUCCAGCCUCACACAGCCCCAUCACCGUCAAAGCCACAGACACCGAAAACACUGGUUUGAAUGAGGACACUGCGCACCUGUCAGACAUCCUCAGAGACUAUCUCACGUCAGGAUCCAGGAAGAAGUUGAUUGGUAAAGUGAUUCGGGACUCCUCCAUCAUUUUAUUGGAGCCUAUGGAGUCAACAUUGACAAGAUUUCUGUCCAGUUUCCCAGAUCUUAGUGAAUUAUUCAGUCCUCCAGCGAGUGAACUUCAAUCUGCUGUUCUUGACACUCCACUAAAUGGUCUUGGUAUAAUUCCUCUGUCAAGUAACAUAGAAGGCAUAAAGUGCUCAAAAAGUCUCAAGAAUGUCUUUAACACACUGAUUGAUGCUUGUAAAGGAGACAUGGAUGAUACGGUUAUCCUGGUUUGUGGUGCCAAGAAUGUAGGGAAGUCCACGUUUAUCAGAAUUCUCACUAAUACUUUGUUAAAUCACACUGGGAGUGUGGAGUAUUUGGAGGGAGACCUGGGACAAACAGAAUUUACUCCCCCAGGAUGUUUAUGUUUGACAACUGUUAGUGAACCACUUUUAGGUCCUCCGUUCACGCACCAGUGCACACCAGAGCACAUGAUCUACUAUGGCCAGUCGUCCUGUGAAUCGGACCUGGACCGGUACCUGGAGGCUCUGAAGUGUUUGUGGCACAGACUUCCACAGAGCAGAGAAGGGCCACUCAUCAUCAACACCAUGGGCUGGGUCAAAGGGUUCGGGCUGCAGCUGCUGGUGGAUAUGUUGCGCUUCUUCCCGGUGACUCAUGUGGUGCAGUUGGGCUACGGUGGGACUCAGCAGUGUCCCUCCCUCACAUCAGAGUUCCUGAGGACUGCACAGGGAUAUCAGACCCAUCCUCCGGCUCAGUCUGCUCUUGACGACAUCACAGAGAGCUCCAGUCUGCCCAGAACCUUUGUCCACCUGCCGGUUCAGUCGGAGUUUGAGGGAGUAGGGACGCAAGGGAAAGCGAAACAUCAGCGCACUAAUGAACUGCGAGAGCUGUCUUUGCUGUCUUACCUGAGUCGACUCCAGUCUCCAGACCCUGGACCAGUCAGGCCUCUGCACAGUCUCACUCCCUACCAGGUGCCUCACAGCGCGGUGGCUCUGGGUGUGCUUCACUGUACAGUGCCUCCAAGUCACAUGCUCCAUGCUGCUAAUGGCAGCCUGGUGGCGCUAUGCUGCGUGGUAGAGAAAGUUACUAACAGAGGGAACCCUGUGCUGUUGUCCCAGGCGCCGCUGUGCUCCUGUGUUGGAUUUGGUAUUAUUCGAGGCAUCGACAUGGUGAGAGGUCUGUACCAUGUGUUAACUCCAGUUGAUCCAGCCAUCCUCCGAAAUGUCAACUGUCUGCUACUCGGAGCCAUUUCACUGCCCUCCUGCAUCGUCACCAUACAGGAGUCUGAUGAAGACUUGCCUUACGUCACAUCUAACUACAGUUUCGACCUUACUGGAGCAGGGAAGCUAAAGAUGGUGCCAGGCAAGUGGAGCAUGAACGCUGUCCUGCACAAGUCACCGCAAAGAAGCUGGCUCGGGCUCAAGCUACGACUCAAUGAGAAGCCGGUGCAAGAGGAGGACUGGGUGGUGUGCCAGCAUCCAGAGUGCUCCGAGCGCAGGAGGGCCUCAAAGGUGAGACUCCACCACUGUCGGCUGAGCUACUAA
This is a messenger RNA of Knipowitschia caucasica, 1905 nucleotides long. NCBI's taxonomy places the organism in Eukaryota, Metazoa, Chordata, Actinopteri, Gobiiformes, Gobiidae. The record is from the annotation of a GenBank genome assembly.